AUGGCCCCAGUCGCACUCGAUCCACUUCUCCAAGAACUCGGAACCCAGCAAACCAAUAGCCAACCAAGCCAAACCGCGGAAAUCGAAGCGAGUCAACCUACCGAGGCAGACAAGGUGGGAACUAAGAGGUCGGCUAGCUAUUCAGAGAGUGAGGAUGACGGCACGACCUUUUGGAAACGAGUCCACCAUUCCUACUCCAAAAACCUUCCCGAAUCUUGUCGAACACCUGGGAGUUUGAAGGCUCACUGGGUUGCAUUGCAGAAACCCAUCAGCAAGUUCCGAGGUUUUGUGAACCAAGUCGAACAGUUCGGCGAAAGUGGUGCUUUGGCUGAAGAUUGCCUCAACCGUGCUCUGGAGCUCUUCUCCAAGGACCAGAAGGUCUCAUUCAACAAAAAAAAUCAACUUCCGGUUCAGAAAAAACGCCUUAGAAGCCCGAGUAGUGACGCGCCGGCCUCCUCCGCUUUGACGUCCGAGCCCGUUUCCGAUGCUAAAGCCAGCUCAACCAAUACGUUAUCGGUUCAACGUCCAAUUGGAAAGAAGAAAGCGAAACUCCUUCACGAACUGGCAAAGAGGGAAGAUAGCUGGAAAGAUAUUGUUGCACGCGCUCACGAGUCGGUGGCGAAUGAAUCAAAACGCCAGAACGACAUCUUCAAUAUGGAAGCUCGGUCCUUGGACGAGUUGGCUCAGAACAGCAAAACCAACACCCAGGUAUCUAUAAUGGACAAGGAUCUAUCAAAUCUUGAUGACGACUCCAAGGAGUAUUUUAGAUUAAAAAAAAAGAACUAUUAG
This is a messenger RNA of Puccinia graminis f. sp. tritici CRL 75-36-700-3, 789 nucleotides long. RefSeq lists its product as uncharacterized. The coding region runs from base 1 to 789 and encodes 262 amino acids. The transcript has 3 exons. Lineage: Eukaryota; Fungi; Basidiomycota; Pucciniomycetes; Pucciniales; Pucciniaceae. The record is from RefSeq and is a predicted model, not a curated record.